Molecule: messenger RNA, 2046 nt
Organism: Wallemia mellicola CBS 633.66
Lineage: Eukaryota; Fungi; Basidiomycota; Wallemiomycetes; Wallemiales; Wallemiaceae
Exons: 2
Coding region: 22-1944 (640 amino acids)
Biological process (GO): maintenance of mitotic sister chromatid cohesion; mitotic sister chromatid cohesion
Cellular component (GO): chromatin; SMC loading complex
Molecular function (GO): double-stranded DNA binding
Source: RefSeq, a predicted model, not a curated record
CAGUAAUAUACUAGUAGACACAUGGAACAACAUAUAAGAUUAUUAGCGUUGGGAUUCUCCUACGCCAACAAAGCUAAAGAACUGGCUACUGAAAUAUACGCUGAACCUCAUAAACUAGCACAUUAUCAGCGAUCUUGCUAUCUCUCAAUCUUAUCAUACAGGGCAAGCUUAGAAAUUCAAGGAUUAUCUCCUCAGCAGGAAUUGAACUCUAGAUUAGGAUUGGGGAGGGCGCUUUAUGAUUUUACUAGUGAUAUCUCAGAUGCAGAACACGUCGUCAGUCGGGGUUUAUCAAAGGCAAGUGAAGAUGAUAGCCUUGACGAUUAUUUGUUUAGGUUUUAUGAAUUGCAUAUCAACAUAUCUGCUUCUAAGAAUGUCAAAUUCGCUCAAUCUUUACUUAAACGAGCUACGAAAGAUGCUGAGAGGAAGAAACGCAAGGAGUGGAUAUAUCAUUUUAACUUCUUAGCAGCCAAAUAUUCAACUAAUCCUCUCAAUUUCCUUAGGACCAUUGUCGAUUUAGCGAAGAAGAAUCAUGAUACUUCUUUACAUCAUCUUGGUUUAGCUGAGGUUGCACGCAUAUUAGCUAAUAAUAGCGAUUGGAAAGGUUGUGGAAUAGUAUUAAAAGAUUUAGAGAUGGAAAUUAACCUGUUACCUGAUUCUAACAAGCCAGCGAACGAGGAAGCCCCAGACAAAAUGGAUGAGGACAUAAAGCAAUCUUCUAGCACAAACGAAAGGGGCCUUAGGGAAUAUAUUCUAGUUGUAUUCCUAGUGGUCAAGGUCAUCUUUUCAAGUCAUAAUGCUGACGCUGAUACUGCCAAGAAACGACUUGAAGAAGUGCAGCAUCUGAUUGACGAAACCCAAGAUGAAAGAUACUUUGAGAUGAGCGUGAAUGGAUGUUCGGAUAAGGUAGUCUAUCAAGCACCUACUAAAUCACAAUUGCUCGACUUCUCGUUUGUUUUGAGCUGCAUGACCUGCAAAGAUCCAGUUGGAACUAAGCCACUAUCAUUGCUUUACUCUUUGAAAGCCAUUGAUUUAUUCAACGAAGACAGGAGAGAGGUAUAUCGUUAUAGCACUAUCCAAAACAUAGAGAAGAGAAACGUCCAAAGAGUACAUAUGAAGCUUUAUAUUCUGUGCUCUUUAACUCAAGUGUAUAUCAUGCGAAGAGAAAUGGAGAAUGCUUACAAGACCUUGACUGAAAUGGUCAAGUUGUCAAGAGAACAUUCACUCACAAUGAAAUGGGCUGCUUGGAUGCUGAUGUUGGAAGGCUAUUAUUUACAAGCAAGCAAUGAACUUGAGGCAGCGAAGGUGUAUUACGAAUCUGUAAUAUCACUAUGUGGUAAAAAGGGAGAUACUUUCAGCAACUUAUUCCUUACAAACAAGAAUAGUGUACAGAAUCUACAUAAUGAUGAGAUGGAAGUUGCUGCAAAGUUGUCAAAAUUGGCAUUGGAAGUUGGUACAAAUAAUGCGGAGCACGAUAGGAUGAAGGAACUGAAUGAAUCUUCGAAAUUGAUACAAUGCUCGUCAUCUAUUCUAGCUGCAUUGAGAAUGGUCGAAGGAAUGCUUAACAAAAGCAUAAUUACACGAUCCAAAUACCUUCUGUCACAAUCUUUGACAUUAUCAUCCAAAUCUAAUGACAAUCAUAUACGUGCUUUCCUAUUUGCGCUGCUCAGUGAAGCAUUCAACCACUCUCAUGAAGACCAAGCUCUUAAAAUGAUAGAAACUGGUUAUGCACUCGCUAGGAAAAUGGGUAAAGUCGAUCAAGCUAGUUCUAAAAGUUAUGGUAUGCCGUUCCUCAAUUUAUUCUAUGGUAAAUGUAUAGCGGAUCACUAUAAGAGGAAUGGUAUGCAAUCUGAACUAAACAAACAAGAAUCUCUUAACCAAUUCUAUACGAAGUGUUGCAAUAGAAUCGCAUCAAAUGGGUUCGAUAAAAGCAUUGAGAUGAAAUAAUAAUUAUUUGCAGUUUCCAUUAUACCAAACCUGUAACUUAUCGAUUAUUGUUGACAUAAAUCUAUAAACAUGUUAUGCAAAAGUUACUGUAAUAAAUAAUCG